AUGAAUUUCGAUUAAAUUGAAAGCGAAAAAUUAUACAAUAAUAGAUUCUUUAUAAAGAAGAAGAUCAGUGCAGGUAUAUUUUGCAAUUAAUUUAUGCCUUAAGGUUCAUUUGGAGUUGUGUUUCUAUGCGAAGAUUUAUAAACGAAAGAAUAUGUUGCAAUGAAAGUCGAAAAGGACGAUACCAACGUUAUAGGAUUAGACAGGGAAAUCCAAAUGUUAGAUGAAUUGAGGAAGAUUCCAGGUUCGAAAUUUACUUAAAUAGGGAUUCCAAAAAUCAUUUGGGCAGGAAAUGAUCAUGAUCGCAAUUGUCUAGUCAUGCAAUUAUUAGGAAGAGAUCUAUCCUAUCACAUGAAGGAAUUAAGAACAUUUUCUUUAAAAUGUGUAGUCAACAUUAUUCUCCAAGUGAUCUAAAUUAUUGAAGGAGUUCAUAGAAGAGGAAUUAUUCAUAGAGACAUGAAACCAGAAAAUAUAAUGACUGGAAAAGAUUAAGAAUUAAAUUAAAUAUUUCUCGCCGACUUUGGAAUAGCUAAGUUCUAUCGAGAACCAGAUGGUACUCAUACACCCUUCAAGGAAAGCAAGCCAUUUGUAGGAACAACGAGAUAUGCUAGUAUCAAUGCUCAUAAAGGGUACGAAUUGGGUAGAAGAGACGAUCUAGAAUCAAUAGGCUAUAUGUUUAUUUACAUGUUAAAAGGAAAACUACCUUGGCAGACCUUUCACAACGUCAAUGAGAAAGAGAAGGUGAAAAUAGUUGGUCAAAUGAAAUCUCAAAUAUCUAUUGAGGAAUUGUGUAAAGACUGUCCUCCAUAAUUUUAUCAAUAUUUUCAAUAUGUUAAGUAACUUCAAUAUAAAUCGUCGCCAGAUUACCGUUAUCUGUACUCCCUUUUCGAAUAAAUAGCCAUUCAAAAUGGAUUUAAACAUGAUAAAAGAUUUGAUUGGACUGAAUUUAGUUAAGGGACUACUAAAGUCACUGCUGAAUAAACUUAAUAGGAAACUAGAUAAUAGAUUUAGCGAAGAAGCAAAGUCGAGGAUAAAUCACCGAAAAAUUCUGAGUUAAACUUAAAUAGGACAGAAUUAAAUUCACAAUAGAAAGAUACUUCCAAGAGUAGAAUUAGAAGUCGUCAUUAAUCUGAAUAACGCGUAAACAAAAGUGGUAAUAGUGCUAAUAGCUAUUCUUCGUCUUGUAUCAAUUCUCAACAAUCAUCUGUUCUAAUUAAUUAUUAAAAUUCAUAAUUUACCCAAAGCAAUGUAAGAAUAGGCUCUUCAAAAUUAUUAAGUAGAUUAUAAGAGAGAGGAAUAAUCCAUAAAAACUCUGAUUCUAGAAGUUCUAUUAUCUAAUAAUAGUCAUCGAAAUCUUUUAGAGAAAGGAAUCAAUCAUCAUAAUAGAUUUAAUAGGUACUCUCCUAAUAAUAAUAAUCAUAGCAUAAUAAUAGUUAAAUGAUGUCAAAAUUUCAAGAGGACUUUUAAGAUCUGGAAGAAUUGGAAGAGAGACUAUAAAAGGAUAAAUAAUCUAUCUAGCGUAAUUAGUAGCAUAAGAACAAUAAACCAUUAAAGGUUAAGGAGAUUUAACAUCAUUUUGAAUAAAAUGAGAACUUCACUGAGAUUGGUGGAAUGACACAAUUAGAAGAUGAUGCUUCUUUAGAAAAUAAGGUUAAAAUUUAUAAUUUUGAUGCUCCGAAACUGAAAUAGAGAUUAGCUAAGUACUGA
This is a messenger RNA of Paramecium tetraurelia, 1704 nucleotides long. RefSeq lists its product as uncharacterized. Gene Ontology annotation, biological process: endocytosis; signal transduction; peptidyl-serine phosphorylation. Gene Ontology annotation, cellular component: cytoplasm; nucleus. NCBI's taxonomy places the organism in Eukaryota, Ciliophora, Oligohymenophorea, Peniculida, Parameciidae. Gene Ontology annotation, molecular function: protein serine/threonine kinase activity; ATP binding. The transcript has 5 exons. The record is from RefSeq and is a predicted model, not a curated record.